Molecule: messenger RNA, 1051 nt
Organism: Plectropomus leopardus (leopard coralgrouper)
Lineage: Eukaryota; Metazoa; Chordata; Actinopteri; Perciformes; Serranidae
Source: RefSeq, a predicted model, not a curated record
GUGUGAAGCAGUGGAGACUUGGAGGUCGAGUUGUUCGGUCCUGUCAUUCCUGAGACUAUGGUAGACUGUGCGUCAGGGAGCCCUUCAUCAGCAGCUGUAGCCCUAGAGCAUGGAGAAGUCCAGCAGUGAGGAGUCAGCCAUUCACCGUAGCCCGUCUGUAGAUAGCCGUGACUCAGAUUUUGCCCAGGCGUCCACGUCUGGCCGCCCGUUUGGCGGCCGCGGCUUCACUGCCGGCGCUUUCUACGGCUCCACGGGGCCGCGCAAAAACGCACAGCAGGGGCAGGCUGGAGCGGCAGCUGACGCCAGCGCAGGAGACAAGACCAACACCAAGUACAGCUCCCCCAAAGGCAGCAAAUACGUAGUCUUUUACCUGGAUCUAUCCUUUGUGUUCCUUUUAGAAUUCAAGAAGUGCAACAUGGCAAGGGGCUGCCUCUGCUGCUUGAAGUAUAUGAUGUUCAUCUUCAAUCUCAUCUUUUGGUUAUGUGGCUGCGGGCUGCUCGGCGUGGGCAUCUGGCUCUCUGUGUCACAGGGCAGCUUCGCCACCUUCUCGCCCUCAUUCCCAUCACUGUCGGCUGCCAACAUGGUCAUUGCCAUCGGCGCCAUCGUCAUGGUAACGGGCUUCCUCGGUUGCCUUGGUGCCAUCAAGGAGAACAAGUGCCUGCUUCUGAGUUUCUUCAUUGUCCUGCUGAUAAUUCUCCUGGCAGAGCUGAUAUUGCUCAUCCUGUUCUUUGUGUACUCAGAUAAGGUGAGCGAGAAUGCCAAGCAGGAUCUGAAGGAUGGCCUGGCUCUCUAUAAUUCAGAAAACAACAUAGGUCUGCGAAAUGCCUGGAACAUCAUUCAGGCAGAGUGGAAGUGCUGCGGUGUGAUAUCGUACACCGACUGGCAUGACGCCCUAAAGGAGAAGGUUGUUCCUGACCGCUGCUGCCAGGAGCAUUACCAGAAUUGUGGGCGAAACUCCACAAACAUGUUCUGGAGCAGGCUCCUGGGCAUGGCGUUCUCCAUGACGCUGUUCCACCACAUCCACAGAACAGGGAAGAAGUACGACGCUUAG